This is a messenger RNA of Rubroshorea leprosula, 1689 nucleotides long. The record is from the annotation of a GenBank genome assembly. NCBI's taxonomy places the organism in Eukaryota, Viridiplantae, Streptophyta, Magnoliopsida, Malvales, Dipterocarpaceae.
GCGAUUGUCCACUCAGUUUCAGGAGGAGUCGGCCAUUGUUUCAAAUAGAAGGUCUAAGCUUUUCAUCAAUGACGAAAGCUUUGUUUCGUAGCCUACGGAGGGCGUCUCCGUUUUUAUGGAAUUCUUCUCCAAAUCGUUUUUCUUUCGGGUCAGUUUUGCAAGUGAAAUCAACAAUUUUAUGUUCUUCAGAACUCCCAACUCCACCAAGCCCUUCAUGGCUGUCCAGAAACUUUAGUCAUGGUAGGGUGAACCUGCUGUUAUCACAAGGAAAACCCAAAUUUGAAACUCAUGAGGUUGACCCUCCUAAGAAGGAGAAGUGGCUGACCAAGAAGAGACUGAAGGUGCAGAGAAAGAGAGAGAAAGAAGAGAGGAAAGCAGCAAAUAGGAAGGAUCCACGAUGGCUUGGCAUAAAAGGAAACAAGAAGGAGAAAUUUGCAAAUGCUGGGGAAAGAAUUAAAUACAAGAUUGAGAAGGCUAAAAUCAAGGAAGCCUUACUGAUUGAAAGGCUUAAGCGAUAUGAAAUUCCUAAAGUUCAUGGUCCUGUAGUUAAACCGCAUGAGCUGACUGGUGAGGAACGGUUCUAUAUUGAAAAGAUGGCACAGAAAAGGUCUAAUUAUGUUCCAGUUGGCCGAAGAGGGAUAUUUGGAGGGCUCAUUCUUAAUAUGCAUAUGCAUUGGAAGAAACAUGAAACUGUUAAGAUUAUUUGCAAUUCUUGUAAGCCUGGCCAAAUGCAGGAGUAUGUGGAGGAAAUUGCUAGAUUGAGUGGUGGGUUACUGAUUCAAAUAAUUGGAGAUGAUACCAUAAUCUUCUAUUGAGGGAAGAACUAUGUGCAGCCAGAAGUCAUGUCACCAGUAGAUACAUUGUCCAAGUAAAGGGCACUGGAAAAGUCAAAGUAUGAGCAAUCGCUUGAUUCUGUAAGGCACUUCAUUGCUGUUGCAGAGAAGGAGCUGGAGCUGUAAUAUACACACAUUGCACUUUAUGGUGAUCCUAAUAAUAGGAAUCCCAUUUCAGUCUUGGACAGUCCAACAAAAGACUCACAGGAAUCAAGGAAAUUUGAGAUGCUUAAAAGAGAUAUCCUUUCAGACGCAGAAGCUGAUUCCAAUGAUCAAGAACUUUCAGAAACUGAGUAUGACCUCAAAGGCGAGGACUUAUCUGUAAGUGAAUCAGAUUCUGAAGAUAGCUUUUCUUUCUCUGAUGAAGAAAGCUCUUCUAGGUUGCAAGGGAAUGGUAUAGACUUAUCUAUAAUUAGGUCAGAUUCUAAUGAUAACACGCAUUGUUUUGAUGAAGAAAAUGAAGGCUCCUCCACAAAUUUGUGUUCAUCUUUGAUGUUUGGAAGUAGGUAUGAUUCCAAAGGUUUCUCAAGAGAACAAGUAAUUACGAAAUCAUAAAUGGGAAAGGCAACCUUGAUCUUCGCUGGUAUUUUUUUCACCUAAAUUAGCGCCUGGAAAAUAAGUCCUUAUCAGAUGAGAUUUGGCAGCCAUUUAACAUUUUGUAGUCUUCUCGUAAUUUAGAUCCUAAAAAAUAAUUAAUAAUCUUUGCUCUUUUUCUUUUCCUUUUCAAUUUACUGAUAAAAAAAAUUCUUUGCUCUUUUUCAUUUUCGGUGAAAUUCUUCAUGUUCAUGAUGAAAACAAUGCAAAAAUAGGUUGUUCUUGGUCUUUGCAUUUGAAAAAAUAAUAUUUGUGCAUUUUU